Polypterus senegalus (gray bichir) is the source of this 3556-nucleotide messenger RNA. RefSeq names its product leucine rich repeat containing 2 (gene smim22). The transcript has 9 exons. The record is from RefSeq and is a predicted model, not a curated record. Lineage: Eukaryota; Metazoa; Chordata; Cladistia; Polypteriformes; Polypteridae. The coding region runs from base 118 to 1224 and encodes 368 amino acids. Gene Ontology annotation, molecular function: protein binding.
UUGGGAAGAAGCUUGAAUCACUAGACUAAAUCAACUUCAGUGCUGUUGUAAACAACUUACCUUGUCAGUGUUUGUUGGGCACUUCAAAAAGAAGGCGCUGGGAUACGUCUCGUAAGCAUGAAGUCUCAGGUAGUUGUCUAUAAUUUAGCACUGAUUCGGAGUUUGUGGGAAUGCAGAGUGAAAAAAUACAUACAGAAGCAGAAGAAAGAAGAAGAAAGGCAAGAGAAAAGUGCCUUAAAAAAGUUGACUGAAGAAUGGACCUUUAGACUUGAAAUAAAGAAAAGAGCACUUUUAAGAAAGAGUCAACUGGAAGUUGCAGAUGAACUGUAUCAUAUCCAUGACAAACAUUUUCAGUCUGCAGAACGUACCUCACCCGAUUCAGGAAUUGAUGUUGAGGCUGAAGACAGAAAUUUUAUAUUUGAGCUCAAUGGAGAACAUCACACGGAGAUCCCAGAUUAUUUGAAAGAAAUGGUUAAUGUCCGACAAUGGCACAUAAAUAGGACAAGCAUACAGGAAAUUCCAGGAUAUAUUGAGGUGUUUCAAGAUUUGAAAGUUUUACAGCUGUCGCACAAUGGCAUUCGAGAGCUACCACCGGAGAUAGGUACACUCAUUAACCUUAGAGAACUGGAUGUCAGUUACAACAGAUUAUCUGGUGUUCCACCACAACUUGGUGACUGUGAGAACCUGGAGAAACUUGAUCUAGCUGCAAAUCUAGACCUAUGGGAGCUGCCGUUUGAGCUCAGCAAUCUGAAAAAACUUCUGUACCUUGACCUAGCUGGGAACAGAUUCAGCAGCAUACCCAUCUGUGUUCUUCGCAUGUCAAGUCUGCAGUGGCUGGAUAUCAGCAGCAAUAAACUAAAAGAGCUUCCACAGGAUAUUGACAGGCUUGAAAAUCUGGAAUCCCUGUUCCUCCAGAAAAAUAUAAUGACAUACCUUCCGAAUUCCUUGUGUAACCUACCAAAGAUCACUAUGCUUGUAGUCAGUGGGGAAAACCUUGUCCAAAUUCCGACGUACAUUUGCAGCAGCCCUCAUAUUAAAUACAUCAAUUUAUUGGAUAACCCAUUAGGAUCCGAGGAGGAGAAAGCCCAGCCUGACUUGGAGGAUGAAGAUGCUGAAGAAAAAGAGCUGGAGAAGGAAUUCAUGAAAGCCUACAUUGAAAGCCUGAAGGAACGAGAGUCAGCCCCCUGCUACACUAUGAAGGUAUCACUGAGCUGUCAGUUAUGACACACUGACAUGGAACUAUUCAAGAGAAGUAUGCAUAAUUAUACUGGAUUGAAGAUUCUGGAAAGACAAAGUAAAUUUGUUACUAAUUUUAAACAAGUACCGAAGUCUUGUGAUGGGCUUAUGCCAUACCAGAAUUUAAAAAUGUAUGGGAGUUAAAUAAUUAAAAAUCACUUUGAUAUUUUUUUUAUAUAUAUUUUCUCUGUGGCACACUGGCAUAGUGAAUAAUGUUGCCGUCUCACAGAGUUAAAGUUCUGCAUUUGAAUCCCUUGCUUGGUCACUGUCUGUGAAAAGUCUGCACAUUCUCCCUGUGUCUAUAUGGGGGUAUUUCCAGGGUGUUCCAGGGAUCUUCCAACAUCCCAAAGCUAUAUGUGUUAGGUGAACUUGCAGUUCUGAACUGCCCCUGUAUAUAUGAAUGCAUACACACACACACACACACACACACAGGCAAAUAGCUUAAAUAGCUUUUAAAACACUUUUGAUAUAAAAUUUGUCCACUUAGUCAAACUCAAGGACACGUGCAAGUCUAAGAGUCCAUUGCCGGUAGCCCACAGUCAUCCUGUUUGCACUGUUAGUGACCGGCAUGUCGUAAUUUGAAUUUUAUUGUCUGAAGGGAGCAAUCCCUCACAGAUUUACAGAGAAACAUUAGCACAAUAUGCUUAUUAGACAAAGAAAGGAGUAAAGAGAAGUGUGGAAAGGUUAGGAGUUGUGUCUGAUGAAAGCCGUAUGGUCCAUCAGGUCACUUUAGGAACAGUAAGAAUUAUUUAAAAAUGUAUGUUCUGAUUUACAAUUUACUGAUUGUAAUGCAAUCUGUAAAAUCAAUACAGUAUAUUUCAAAUGCAGGAGACAGUAUUGACAAACAAGCUGUUUGGGAGAAGUAUUUGAAAAAGAAAGGAUACAAUUUUGAAAAUAAAUGCAAAUAUUUUUCUAAAUGUUUUGUGAUAAAUUACAUUUACUUUUCUUUUGCUUAUAAAGAGCAUAAAAUAUAUUUAUAUGAAAUGCAUCAAUUUUUCAGUCCAUCUAUUUUCUUAACCUGCUAAUCAAGAGCUGGGUCACAGGUAAGCUGGAGCCUAUCCCAGCAAGCACCGGGUGCAAGACAGAAACAAUAUAUUAAAUAGUUAUUUCAGAAGAUGCAAACAACUUUUGAAGACAUAAAUAAUGAGAAAUUUGACAGUAGAGGAGUUUGGCAGAUGUCUUUCAAGUUAUUAAGGGAGGUCAGGGGCUUGUAAGUAGAGGCCAUGUGAAGCAAUUCUAUCCAAGAUUUCAGGUGACUUUUUAGUAAUGCGAUCUUUUUAUGAAACAAAAGCACAGCAGCAUUCCCUUCUGUGUCUCUCAUCUCCGAUAUAUGCUGCUACUUUAAACAUUAGUUAGCAGUCAAUCAUGAACCCUCCAACCAUUUCAGAAAUAACAUAGCAACAGACCUUUGUCACAAUGUCUUUUACAAGACAUAUGAACCAAUUGAAUAGCUUUUCUCAAUUACAUUAAGCGUAUUUCCCAAAAGCAGCUAUAUUUCCAUACUAACUUUAACAUCCACAAAGCAAAAUAAUCUCAACGCAUGUGUUGUGAGCAAUUAAGACGUAUCAAGGCUAAAUAUGGAUGAUGUAUUGGUUGGCACACUGUGGCCCAAGCACAGUCUGGGUGAGCUGAUGCCUUUGUGGGUUUUCUUUAAGAACAAUGAUGAUGAUUUGGACUCACAUGUGAAAAUCUUGUAGGUCAAGUUGAAAAGAACUUUAAAUUGGACAGUGCAAUGGAGUGUGGGUAAGUGAACCAUGUAAUGGAUAGCAUUCCUUCAAGGUUUGGUUUCUGUCUUGUUCUCUUUGAAUCCUUAAAUGUUCAAUCAUAGGAAGCAAACUAAAAGAACAUCUCUUUUUACAGACAAGUGAAAAAUACAACAUUUAGGGAUGUGCCGGGUAUGAAAAAUGUAUGGAUUGAUUUGUUUGUGUCUCCAUCUUGCAUGGAAAGUUUUACAUAGAUAUUUUUGAAGUUUCCAUAAGGUGAAUUAUUUCUUUUGUAUUAAGUUGUACAGCAGUAAUUUUUUAUUCUGUGUGACACAUUCAUUGUAUUAGUAAUUAAAUCAUUCAUUGAUGGAUUGUACAAAUGAAAUUCUGCAUGCUGCUAUGCAAAAAUGUAAAUGCUUUAUUUUUUUACCAUCAUUUAAAGAUGUUUUCAUUCAAGUUACUUUCCAGUUUAAACCAAAGCAUUAUUGUUUUAUUGUUAUUGUCUAAAUCUGAUUGUUUUUUUCUUAGAUUUUAAAAAUAUAUAUAGUCAUUUGAUAUUUGGGAACAGAUUUUCCUGUUGCCUAUGAGUACAGCAAAUAAAGUUAAGCUACGCAAAA